Molecule: messenger RNA, 5610 nt
Organism: Anas platyrhynchos (mallard)
Lineage: Eukaryota; Metazoa; Chordata; Aves; Anseriformes; Anatidae
Product: 1-phosphatidylinositol 4,5-bisphosphate phosphodiesterase gamma-1
Biological process (GO): release of sequestered calcium ion into cytosol; phosphatidylinositol-mediated signaling; phospholipid catabolic process
Cellular component (GO): ruffle membrane
Molecular function (GO): phosphatidylinositol-4,5-bisphosphate phospholipase C activity; protein binding; calcium ion binding
Source: RefSeq, a predicted model, not a curated record
UAAGGAGCGGAGAAGGGGCAGCGGGCGACCGGCGAGAGCGAACCUCCCCCCCCCUUUCCUAUCCCCUCACCCCAUCCCAAAAAAAAAAACCAAACCCACCACCCGCAUCCCACCCUGGGGGGUCCCCGAAGACCCCACACCCUAAGCCGGGCACCCCAAACCCCUCGCCUCCCCUCCUCACCCCUCUUUGCACGGAGGCCGGGGAUCCUCCGGCUCCUCUCCGCUUGCUUUUGGGGUGACUUUGCUUUUUUCGGGGCGCUCGCUCCCGCGGCCUUUUUUUGGUUUUUUUUGCCACCCUCUCCUUUUUUUUUGCCCCGCUGAGGUGUCCGUCCCCGAGGCCUUGAGGUGGCCGGAUGGUUUGUAGCCCUCCGGCUCUGAAACCGUCCCCCGUCUCUCCUCGCCACCGCUGGAUGCUAACGCCGGAGCCGGGGCCGCACGGCGAAAAGGUCGCGGCGCCUCCAACCCGAGCCUCCCACCCCGACGACGCCGGGGGAAUCGGCAGCAGAGGAAACCCGUGCUCGGAGCAAAUCCCCCGGGAGGCUUCGUUUUUUCCCUUUCAUGCAUGAGACAACUCUGCGGCUCCGGCGGGCGAUGGCCACGCAGUGAAGAUGUCCGUCUCCAGGCUCAACAGCGUCAAUGGCUUUUUGGAGGACGGCAGGAUGGAGGCGGGGGACAUGGGCAGGAUCCUCCGCUGCCUGGAGAUGGGCACCGUCCUCACCUUGUUCUACCAGAAGAAGUCGCAGAGGCCGGAGCGAAGGACCUUCCAGGUGAAGCUGGAAACCCGGCAGAUCAUCUGGAGCCGGACGCCUGAGAAGGUGGAAGGGGACAUCGACAUUCGGGAGAUCAAGGAGAUCCGCCUGGGGAAGAACUCGCGGGACUUUGAGCGCUACCCCGAGGACGCCCGCAAGCUCGACUUCACCAUGUGCUUCAUCAUCCUCUACGGGAUGGACUUCAGGCUGCGGACGCUCAGCGUGGCCGCUUUCUGCGAGGAGGACAUCAACCUGUGGAUAACGGGCCUCAACUGGCUGGUGGCGGACACCCAGAAAGCCCAAACCCCGCUGCAGAUCGAGAGGUGGCUGAGGAAACAGUUUGAUGGGAUGGACCGGUCACGGGAAGGCAGCAUCACGGUGAAGGACCUGAAGGCCAUGCUGCCCCAGGUGAACUACCGCGUGCCCAACAUGAGGUUCCUGCGGGACAAGCUCGUGGAGGUGGAAGCCAGGAACGAGAUGACCUUCUCCCACUUCAUCCAGUUCUACAAAAACCUGAUGUUCGACGCGCAGAAGUCGGUCAUCGAGCAGCUGGAGCUCUCCUUCCCCCUGCGGAACGUGGAUCGCCCUGAGCUCUGCCAGGUCUCCCUCUACGACUUCCAGAAGUUCCUGCUGCACGACCAGAAGGAGCCCUGGGCCAGCGACGUGGGCAUGGUGCGGGACUACAUGUGCUCCUACCUCAAGGAUGGCUCCAACGAUGCAGCAGACCCCUCCUUCCAGCUGGAUGAGUUCCUCACCUACCUCUUCUCCAAGGAGAACAUGGUGAUGGACCCCAAGUACGAGCGCGUGGUGCCCGAGGAGAUGAACCACCCUCUGUCCCAGUACUGGAUCUCCUCCUCCCACAACACGUACCUGACGGGGGACCAGUUCUCCAGCGAGUCCUCCCUGGAGGCGUACGCCCGCUGCCUGCGCAUGGGCUGCCGCUGCAUCGAGCUGGACUGCUGGGAUGGCCCGGAUGAUCUUCCCAUCAUCUACCACGGCCACACGCUCACCUCCAAGAUCAAGUUCCUGGAUGUGCUGCACACCAUCAAGGAGCACGCCUUUGUCACAUCCGAGUUCCCCAUCAUCCUCUCCAUCGAAGAUCACUGCAGCAUUGUCCAGCAGAGGAACAUGGCUUCGCACUUCAAGAAGGUCUUCGGGGACAUGCUGCUCACCAAGCCGGUUGACAUCAACGCCGAUGAGCUGCCCUCACCCACCCAGCUCAAGAAGAAGAUCCUAAUCAAGCACAAAAAACUGGUCGAAGGGAACCUGUAUGAGGAGGUCUCCACGGCCAGUUACUCAGAGAACGACAUCAGCAACUCCAUCAAGAACGGCAUCCUCUACCUCGAAGACCCCAUCGACCACACCUGGAGCCCACAUUAUUUUGUCCUGACGAGCAACAAGAUCUACUACUCAGAGGAGACGUCCCGCUACCAGUUCAAUGAGGAUGAGGAGGAGGUGGAGCAGAAGGAGGAGUUCAACAACAACGAGCUGCACUUCACGGAGAAGUGGUUCCACGGGAAGCUGGGAGGUGGCCGCGAUGGGAGGCAGAUCGCCGAGAAACUGUUGCACGAGUACUGCACCGAGACGGGCGGCAAGGACGGCACCUUCCUGGUGCGCGAAAGCGAGACCUUCGUGGGCGACUACACCCUCUCCUUCUGGAGGUCGAACCGCGUGCAGCACUGCCGGAUCCACUCGCGGCAGGAGGCUGGUGCCACCAAGUUCUACCUGACGGACAACCUGGUCUUUGACAGCCUCUACAGCCUCAUCUGCCACUACCGCGAGGUGCCGCUCCGCUGCAACGAGUUCGAGAUGCGCCUCACUGACCCCGUGCCCCAGCCCAACGCCCAUGAGAGCAAAGAGUGGUACCACGCCAGCCUGACGCGCCUGCAGGCUGAGCACAUGCUGAUGCGAGUCCCGCGGGACGGAGCCUUCCUGGUGCGCAAGCGCAGCGAGCCCAACUCCUACGCCAUCUCCUUUCGGGCGGAGGGGAAGAUCAAGCACUGCAGAAUCCAGCAGGAGGGCCGGCUCUUCAUGCUGGGCAGCUCGGCUGAGUUCGAGAGCCUCGUGGACCUCGUCAGCUACUACGAGAAGCACCCGCUCUACCGUAAGAUGAAGCUGCGCUACCCCAUCAACGAGGAGACCCUGGAGAAGAUGGGCACCACCGAGCUGGACUAUGGAGCUCUGUACGAGGUGCGGACACCCCACUUCUACGUGGAGGCCAACAAGAUGCCGAUGGCCAGGUGCACGGUGAAGGCUCUUUAUGACUACAAAGCUCAGCGGGAGGACGAGCUGUCGUUCUGCAAGCAAGCCAUCAUCCACAACGUCGACAAGCAGGACGGGGGCUGGUGGCGGGGGGACUACGGGGGCAAGAAGCAGCUGUGGUUCCCGGCCAACUACGUGGAGGAGAUCGUCAGCACGCAGGCGCAGGAGCAGGAUGAGGCUUCAUCCGAAAACAGCCCCCUGGGGAACUUCCUAAAGGGCUUCAUCGACGUGCCAUCCUGCCACGUGGUUAUCUCCAAAGACGGGAGGAGCUCCAAACCAUUUGUCUUCACCAUCCAUUCCCAGCAGAUGUCCCACGCAGCCCAGUCGCUGGACGUGGCCGCGGACACGCAGGAGGAGCUCAGCGAGUGGGUGGCCAAGAUCCGAGAGGCCACGCAGAACGCCGACGCCAGGAUGCAAGAGGGGAAGAUCAUGGAGCGGAGGAAGAAGAUUGCCCUGGAGCUCUCCGAGCUGGUCGUGUACUGCCGCCCGGUGCCGUUUGAUGAGGACAAGAUCGGCACGGACAAGGCGUGCUACCGGGACAUGUCCUCCUUCCCGGAGACCAAGGCGGAGAAGUACGCCAACCGCAGCAAGGGCAAGAAGUUCCUGCAGUACAACCGGCGCCAGCUCAGCCGCAUCUACCCCAAAGGGCAACGCUUGGACUCCUCCAACUACGACCCGCUGCCCAUGUGGAUCUGCGGCAGCCAGCUGGUGGCCCUCAACUUCCAGACGCCUGACAAGCCGAUGCAGCUGAACCAGGCGCUCUUCAUGCUCGGCGGCCGCAGCGGCUACGUCCUGCAACCCGACAUCAUGAGGGACGAGACGUUCGACCCCUUUGACAAGAACAGCCUGAAGAUCGUGGAGCCCAUCACAGUGCAGCUGCAGAUCCUCGGCGCCCGGCACCUGCCCAAGAACGGGAGGAGCAUCGUGUGCCCCUUUGUGGAGGUGGAGGUGUGCGGCUCCGAGUACGACAACAGCAAGAACAAGACGGACGUCGUAGCCGACAACGGCUUCAACCCCGUGUGGCUCUUCAAGCAGUUUGUCUUCGACAUCAACAACCCCGAGUUUGCCUUCCUCCGCUUCGUGGUGUACGAGGAGGACAUGUUCAGCGACCCCAACUUCUUGGCACAAGCCACCUUCCCCGUCAAGGGUCUCAAAACAGGCUACCGGUCGGUGCCGCUGAAGAACAGCUACACCGAGGACCUGGAGCUCGCCGCCCUCCUCAUCCACAUCGAGAUCAUCAACGCCAAGGAGGAAGACGAGGAGAACCUCUACUCGUCCAUCCAACAACUCCGGGACCGCGCCAGCGAGCUCUCCAGCCAGGUCUCCAGCUACGAGCGCACCAACAACUGCGACUCCCGCUACCAGCAGCGCCUCGACGAGCUGCGGGCGGCCCAGGAGCGGCUGAUGGAGCUCACCGAAGUCCGAAAUCGAAAGUUGAUGGAGAAGAAGAAGAGGGACCGGCAGCUGGUCACCAAACGCAGUUGAGCCAAGCGGGCUCGAGGCCACCAGCCCCUCGUGGACCUUCCACCCCCUCCCCGCUGCCUCCCACCACCUCCUCUCCUGCUGCAGAGGGACAGGAGGAGGUGGAGGGGGGUCGGAUCCGGACCUCCUCCACCCCAUAACAGCCCCUAAAGCCUUCAAGGGGGGGGCGAAGGUCCCAGAGGUGACAGCGGUGUGACAAAUCUGGGGAGGAAAAAGGGAGUUUUGAGUAGGUCUGCCUGUGAGGUUUCCCCGUCGGAGGACACUCCGGUGUCACCUCGUGUCCCCCAUGUCCCCUGGGGGGGGGUGACAUUCCCUCAAGGGGGGGGGAGAGGGUAAAAAACACCGCAACCGAUGGGGAAACUGAGGCACGGAGGAGCUCUCCCGGUCCCUAUUUGAUCCGGGAUGGGGCAGGACCGGCCACCUCCCUCCUGGGGACAGUGGGGACAGCGGCAUGAGGACGUGUGGGGGACGUUUUGGGGGCAGAGGGGCGUGUUUUGGCCCCCCCACCCCCCACCCCACUAUAAAUAUCUGUAUUUUCUUCUUUUAUCCAGCCUGUACAUAUGGCGGGGGGAGGGUAAAGGGGGGGGGAGGGCUCUGUGUCAGCACAGUAUUAAGGCACGAGGGGACCCCAAAAUGUCCAGAGAUGUCCCCAGAAUGGGAACAAGGGAGCAGGGGGGGGACCCCAAAAUAUCCGGAGAUGUCCCCAGCACAGGAGGUGCCCGGUGCAGGUAAAAUUCAGGCACCGAGGCAGCCCUGGGGUGGCUGGGGACAUCUUUGGGGUCACCUGGGGGACGGGGACGUCCCUAGGGUCACCUGGGGAUGGGGACAUCCCUGGGGUCACCUGGGGAGGGGGACGGAUCCUGCCGCUCCUUCAAGGUAAGUCCCACAGUUUGGGGCAUUUCCUAAAAAAAACACCAACGAGGGAAUCCGUCGGAGCCCCCAAAAACCCACACAGGACAGGGAUGACCCCAAAAUCUCACCUCCGGUCCCCGCGCGGCCAGGAUAGGGACUGGGGACAUCUCGGGGUGUCCCCCCGGGUCGGGGUGCCCCCAUUGGGGUGGGGGUGGGGGAUCUGUGUAUUCUUUGUAUGAAAAUAAAUCUAUUUAGCCAAUAUUUA